This is a messenger RNA of Aspergillus ruber CBS 135680, 2300 nucleotides long. RefSeq lists its product as uncharacterized. The coding region runs from base 194 to 2059 and encodes 621 amino acids. The transcript has a single exon. Gene Ontology annotation, molecular function: FAD binding. NCBI's taxonomy places the organism in Eukaryota, Fungi, Ascomycota, Eurotiomycetes, Eurotiales, Aspergillaceae. The record is from RefSeq and is a predicted model, not a curated record.
GAUAUUUCAAAAUCAACACCACUUCGUACUGCUUACGGAGUAAGAAGCAGCAGUGCCGGAUGUAUAUAUAAACCGCUGCUGCUAUCCCAGAGUAUAACAACUACACCCCUGCUACUAUCCCCAACCCACACUACCCUUUUCCACCGAUCCGCACAAAUAUAAACAUAGACACCCACAACCUAAAACGCAACAAAUGCACCCCAUCCUAAUAAUAGGGGGCGGCCCAGCCGGUCUAACAACCUCCCUCUCCCUCUCCCACCAAUCCACCCCGAUCCCGCAUCUCCUCUUCGAAAAACACCCCUUCACCUCCAUAUUCCCCAAAGCCGUUGGCCUAAACGCCCGUACAAUUGAAUAUUUCCGCUCACUUGGCCUGCAAGAAGACAUAUUUGAUGUCUCUGCGCCACCGGAGACCGUCUCGCAGACUUGUUGGUAUACGAGUUUGGCACCGAAUGGAAGUGGGGAAGGGAGGAAGGUGCUUACGAGGGAUGCCUGGGGCGGGGGUGUCUAUAAGGAAGUGUAUGAGGCGGUUAGUCCGAGUCCGGGGGGGUAUAUGGUAUGUCCGCAAAUACGGCUUGAGCCGGUGUUGCUUGGACAGGCGAAGGAGAGGAAUCCGGGUGGGGUCAGGAAUUGUGCGGAGGUACUUGGGGUUGAAGAGCUUCAUGAUCGGGUAAGGGUGCGUGUGAGGUAUACAAGUCUACCUGAUUAUGAUGGGAAAGAGAAAGAGAAAGAGGAGAUUGAAGAAGCGCGAUAUGUCAUCGCAGCAGACGGCGGCCGUUUUGUCGCCGAUGCACUAGGUAUCAAGAUGCAGGGUGAGCGGGACAUUGCGAAUAUGGUCUCUGCGCAUUUCAGAGCACCGAUCAGUCAGUAUCAUCCGAAUCCACACGCGUUGAUUACUUGGUUUAUUGAUCCGGUGUUGGGAGGGAGUAUUCGCACGGGGUUUAUGUAUCAUGUCGGGCCGUAUCCGAGUACACCUGAGAACGAGGAGUGGAUAUUUGCUUGUGCGCUGUUACCCCAUGAAAAGAUGAGUGGGUUUGAUGAGGAUGCUAUGCUGGAGCGUCUUCAUCGGACGCUCAAGAUCCCGGGGCUCAACGUGGAACUGAAAUCCAUAAGCCAUUGGAACAUCAACGCCAUCGUCGCAGAGCGGUAUCGCAGUAAAGGUGGUCGAGUGUUUCUCGUCGGUGAUGCAGCGCAUCGAAUCCCGCCUUGGGGCGCGUUGGGUUUGAAUACAGGUGUGCAGGAUGUACAGAAUCUAGCUUGGAAGUUGGGCAUUGCUCUAAACGCUCGCGAUGAAAGGGAACAGGAGAAACUGCAUAAAUGGCUGGAUACAUACGAGGAAGAGCGUAAGCCGUUGGCUCACCAGGUUGCUCGCACUAGUCUUUUGGAUUUUCGUCAGCAUACGCUUGUGCUUGAUCGUGCGUUGGGGAUAAGGCUUGAUGCUUCUCCGGAAGAUAAUGCUCGGUCUUUGCAGGCUUAUCUCGACCAGGCAAAUCCCGAUGGGGAUAAACUGCGGAUGAAUAUAGCAAACGCACAGAAAAUCUUGGAUCGAGAAUUCUGUGCCUUAGGAUUUGAAGUAGGGUGGUUCUAUCCUAGCUGUGAUAUCGAUAAUGAGGGUGCUAGAACGCGCCAUGAGGGACAAUUAACAGAAGACGGCGAAUUCGAUAUCAUGACUUACCACCCCUCUGCAGUCCCAGGACAUCAUCUUCCGCACAUGUGGGUACUGAAAGAAGGCGUACGGGUUUCAACACGGGAUCUGGUGAUGAAUCCUGGUGGGAAGAAUCAAUGUAUUCUCGUUACAAUGGCAGCUCAGCUCUGGAUGACAUUGCAGUGUGACUGGGUGCAUGUCGAGGCUGUUAUCCCGGAAUCUAGACUGGGGGAGGUUGAUUGGGUGGAACUCAAUGGGGUUGAGAAGAACGGUGCUGUUCUUGUACGGCCGGAUGGGAUUGUGCUAUGGAGAUUUAAGGAGCCCAAUGGAAUUUUUGAUAAAGCUAGAGAGGAACCAGAGAUGUUUGUUAGGCGGUUGUUGGGGAUUAAUGGUCGAAAUCGGAUGGUGAAGAUGUAAAUCAACACUCCAUUUAACAAUGUUAAGGUUAGCAGGCGGCCAAAAAGGGACCGUUUUAGGAGUCCUGCUAACCAACUCUCUUGCCAUCAGGUGAGCGUAUUCCCACAGCCACGGGUUUCAUGUCCCUUGACGCUAGAUUCAAAUGGGACUUCUUUUACUAUUUUGUUCAACAUCACCUAUCUAGAUGCUCUCGCUGCGGACAACAGAUCUGAUAGUGACUCCACCAGCGACCCGGAACUCG